Messenger RNA from Drosophila teissieri, 486 nucleotides. RefSeq lists its product as uncharacterized. The coding region runs from base 4 to 486 and encodes 160 amino acids. NCBI's taxonomy places the organism in Eukaryota, Metazoa, Arthropoda, Insecta, Diptera, Drosophilidae. The transcript has a single exon. The record is from RefSeq and is a predicted model, not a curated record.
GAAAUGCGUGUCUUGUGUGCUCUAAUUCUUAUCGCUCUUAUGGGCAUAGCCCUAAUAUCUACAAAGCCAUUAGAGGAAUCAAGCAAUCCGAAAGAUUCAAAACUAAAGAAAGCGGAAUUAGAUAAAAUGAUGGAGAGCUUGCAGUUGCUGGAGAAGUUGGCCAAUGACACAUAUUAUUCAGCAGAUCCCACCACAAAGGAGACAUAUUUAACCAAAGAUCCAACGGCGGAGGAAACAAAAGCACCAACUGGAGAGGAAACUAUGGAACCAACUGGAGAGGAAACUAUGGAACCAACUGGAGAGGAAACAAGAGCUGGAGAAGAUGGGGAGGAUGAAGAGGAGGAAGAUACAGCGACUCUGGAUAGACCAACUGAGGCACCAGUUAUGUACCUCAGAUACCCCGAACACGAAGAAGAUUUCAAGGCUUAUCCAAGGUUUGCAAUCCUCCGGAAUGGCUAUGUGCAUCACAUGAACUUGGACUUUUAG